AUGACGGCCGCUACGUCACAAUCGACUCCGGCUGUGCCGCCGCGCCCCUCGAGAUCCUCUGUCAAGGAGAACGCCCCCAAGAUCCCCCCGAGACCCGCCAAGAGGGUCGCCGAACGCUCCAUCUCCCCCAAUGCCGAUCGCUUCGCCCCCUCGCCCCUGAACGAGGGCAUCAUCGCCAAGGGCAUCUCUAAGCCCCCCGCCCUCAGCCCGGGCUUGCCCCGUGGCGACAAUGGAGACCCCAUCGUCCGUUCCACCAGCGUGCCCAUGCCCUCUGUCGGCGAGGAGGGCAUGGAGUAUGGCGCCCUCGACGCCGAACGGCCCGAGGGCAGCGCCAGCAGCGUCAACGACGGCAACGGAGACAAGGACAAGCGGGGCGAAGACGGGGACGAUGACGAGGUCCAGGGCUCCGCCGAGUCGCCCGAGCAGACGCGCACCAUCGCCCAGGACCUCAAGCUCCACGCCCCCAAGCCGUCCCUACCCGCCACCAGCGCAAAGCAGAGGCUCGCCAGCGUCACACGCACCGACACCAACAGCGCCGCCGCCUUUGGCAUCGGCCACACCGCCCAGUCUUCGGAGCACGCCGCCUCAUCCGGCGACAGUAUCGAGAAGACGAGGCCCAGCACCAGCUUUUCCGCCGUCAGCGACAAUGGCCAGCAGUCCACCGACGAGGACCACGGCAUCCCCACCAUCGGCCAGCGCGUACCCAUGAACCCGCACCUCGGCGAUGUCCAGGCCCCAUCUCCGAGCCCCGAGGGCCGCGAGAAGCACCACGCGCGCAAGCACAGCUCCCACAGCGUGCCCCCGGGAAGCUACGGUCUCCACGGCCACGGCGUCGCCCCCCAGGAUAGGCUCGAGAAGGCCUACUACGAGAAGCACCCCGAACUUCUCAAGGAUGAGCACGUGCCCCUCCACGACCGCCAAAACGACUACGCCAUGAGCAGCAGCGACCUCAACAAGCUCGUCAGAGAUACCAAGAGCCGCGGUGCUGGCUACGGCACCACCCCCGAGCUCCACGGUACCCCGACCGACGAGGCUGCCUUCCAGGCAAGUGAGGAGUACGCUCGCAAGACUCACCCGGUGACUACACCUCAGAACGGACCUUCAUCGCUUGACAAGGGAGAACCCGCCGAUCGGACCCCGACCCCGUCUAUUGUGGAACCUGGCGAGGACGUAAUCCAUGUCGAUGACCCCGAGCACUCCGAAUACCGCUCGUACGGAAGCGAGCACGUUGCCGGAAAUGAAGGCGAGGGCGAGUACGAGGCUCCCAUUCUGGCGCCUGACGAGGUCGAGAAGGACCCCGACGCUCACCUGCGCCACCCGGCCGUCCAGACGGGAUUGGAGCGCCGCGGCAGCGCCUACGACUCGGAGGACGCAUCCAGCCGACCAGUUAGCCGCCCGGCGAGCGUGCAGAUCAACCUCCAGCCCGAGAUCCGCUACACCCCGAUGGAGGACGUCGACGAGUACGAGCCCCUGUUCACCGAGGACUCCAACAAGGAGCAGCAGCGCGCCGAGUCGGCCGACGAGAACAAGAACCACAACCACUUCCCCAGCAAGGACAUAUGGGAGGACGCCCCCAGCAGCACGCACCACACCGCCACGGUGUCUACUCCCGACCUGCCCGAGACGACCAGGAGGCGCUCGUCUGGACACAAUGGCGAGCAGCGUCCCAUAACGCCAGCCCACGCCUUCGCCCAGCACCAGGAGGAGCUGGCCGAGAUGGACGCCAAGAGCCGCCCCGCCCCGACCUUCCUCCCCCUGUCCGAGAAGCCUACCAAAGCUACAUGGGCUGACCAGCAGUCGCACGUCGAGCCGCAGCGUCCAUCGGCCGGACCUCGCUUCCCCAGCAGGGACCUCUGGGAGGACGUGCCGGAGAGCCAGCUCCAUCAGGCCAUCGUUCAGACCCCCGAGGGAGAGAAGAAGCCCGAGGUGCCGUCGCGGCCGACGGCCAAGAAGACGCCGUCGUCCGAAGGAGCUUCGGAACGUGCCGCCCCCGCCAUCCCCACGCGUCCCAAACCCAAGCCCCCCGUGGCUGACCGCCCCAAGCCGCAGAUCCCCGUGCGCCCCGCAAAGGAGAAGCCCCCGUUGCCCAGCCGCCCUGUCGGAGGCAAGAUCGCUGCCCUCCAGGCCGGCUUCAUGAGCGACCUCAACAGGCGUCUCCAGGGUGGACCCCCGGCCCCCAAGAAGGAGGAGAAGUCGGCUGAGUCGCCCGACAAGGAGACCCCCCCGCAGGAGAAGAAGCCCCUGUCCGACGCCAGGAAGGGCCGUGCCCGUGGUCCCCAGCGUCGUGCCCCGGCUAAGGGUCCCGCCCCUCCUGCUGCUGCUGCUGCUGCUGCUCCGGUCGUCCUCACCCUUUCCACCCCACAGCGUCUCUGGUCCAUCGAUCCCGAGAUUGGCAGCGUGGCUGUGGACGGCGAGGACGUGGUCGAAGAGAAGGAGCCUGUCCCUGCGCCUGUCCCUGCCAUAUCUCCUGUCAAGCCGGCGUCUCCGGUGGAGCAAUCCCCUGUCAAGGAGUCUCCCGCCGAGGAGGAAGAACCCGGCGUCAAGGAAGAAGGAUCGCCUGUACCUGAAAAGGAGGAGUACCCUACCAAGGAGGAAACGACGGCAUUGGCAGACACCAAAUCGGAAUCCAGAUCGGAAGAGCCGGCUCAUACGAACGAGGACGAGGGCGAAAAUGAACGAAAAGAAGAGGAAGAUAAAGAAGACGAUUCAGAAGAAGAGGAGAAGCGAGCAGCCCCAAAGAGGGAAGAGGAGACUCUUGUGGCCAACGCGGCAGGUGAGAGUGUCCUUGAGGCCACUGUGGAUAAGAAGGGUGAUGUGGUUGAGCCUGUAGAUGUGGACGAUGCGGUUAAGCCGUAG
Geosmithia morbida is the source of this 2856-nucleotide messenger RNA. Its product is annotated as Protein of unknown function (DUF3210). Lineage: Eukaryota; Fungi; Ascomycota; Sordariomycetes; Hypocreales; Bionectriaceae. The record is from RefSeq and is a predicted model, not a curated record. The transcript has 2 exons. The coding region runs from base 1 to 2856 and encodes 951 amino acids.